Molecule: messenger RNA, 1324 nt
Organism: Zingiber officinale
Lineage: Eukaryota; Viridiplantae; Streptophyta; Magnoliopsida; Zingiberales; Zingiberaceae
Product: protein-L-isoaspartate O-methyltransferase-like
Exons: 4
Coding region: 209-901 (230 amino acids)
Biological process (GO): protein modification process
Cellular component (GO): cytoplasm
Molecular function (GO): protein-L-isoaspartate (D-aspartate) O-methyltransferase activity
Source: RefSeq, a predicted model, not a curated record
AAAAGCCCCGUAGAAAUGGAACAGGAGUGGCUUUUGAUCUCCGUUUCAACUAUUUUCGUUCGCCGUCCUCUGCGGAAUCCAGUGCGGGUGUUGACGGCGACGCGCACUACCGCCAUCGUCAUCGCUACAAAGACCUCCUCCUGCCGCCGCUUUCGAUCGCUGAGAAGCUAAUCGUAGUCGUCGUUUCUCGUUGCGCAUCCUCAAUUGAAUGGAGCGACUUUGGACCAGUGAAUCAGUUGGCAGAAACAAAGAGCUGGUAGAUCGUUUGCAGCUGUAUGGAAUUGUCAAGUCAAAAAAAGUGAAAGAAGUAAUGGAGACAAUUGACAGGGGCCUUUUUGUACCUCCUGACAGUACACCAUAUGUUGAUUCUCCUAUGCCAAUAGGAUAUAAUGCAACUAUUUCUGCACCUCAUAUGCAUGCAGCUUGUCUAGAGCUGUUGGCAGAUCAUCUUCAGCCAGGGAUGAGCGCUUUGGAUGUUGGUUCAGGGACUGGCUAUUUAACAGCUUGCUUUGCAAUGAUGGUUGGACCAGAAGGUCAUGCUGUAGGCGUUGAACACAUACCUGAACUAGUUGAUUUUUCAACCAACAACAUCAGAAGCAGUGCAGCUUCAUCAUUUUUAAAUGAAGGUUCCUUGUCUUUGCAUGUUGCUGAUGGGAGACUUGGGUGGCCACAACUGGCACCCUAUGAUGCCAUUCAUGUUGGCGCCGCUGCCCCUGAAAUUCCUCAGCCUCUUAUCGACCAGCUGAAGCCAGGCGGCCGGCUGGUGAUCCCAGUAGGAACAGUUUUCCAGGAUCUGCAAGUCGUCGACAAGAACUUGGAUGGCUCGGUCAAUGUCAGAACUGAAACAUCGGUUCGCUACGUUCCUCUAACCAGUAAAGCAGCUCAGUUGCAUAACAACUAACUCCUUUGCGGUCAGCAAAGAAAUGUUUGCGUCCUGAUGAUGACUAGCUAACACAUUAUCUCGUUAGCCUGUCAAAGUUAUUAAAAUCGUCUGGAGCAUGCACUUAUCCAAAUUUAUUGUGUGCAAUAUAUGCUCCCUGCGCAUUUGGAGAUUCAAAUGGUUCCAGUAUGUGUUUUCCCUGUAGAUAGGGAAUGAAUGGUAUGCUUAUGUUGAUUUGGAAAAACCUCGAACCGCUGUAUAAGUUUUAAUCUUGAUGCAAACUCUGUUCAUCAUUGUAAUGUAGCAACGGAAGAAAGCAAUCUUGAUUUAAAAUCGGCUUUGAGACUGCGAUGGAGCUUCCCCAUCUCUUGGGACACUUCUUCUGCACAUGCUCAACUUGAGCACCAAGGUGCAGUUGGCAGUUAAGAUUUUGUUUUAUGAAUA